AUGUCUGGAUCAUCGGCCACUCGUCAUUGCGGACGAUAUCAUCCAAAGCGCCCAAUGACGAAUUUGACCGCCUACACUGGACUCCCAGGCGCGAACCAGCGGUUCCUACCUCAAGACAUCCAUGGACAACUGGUGCAAGUGUUUACCUGGGUCACCGAAUUCGACCACAAAGCAGCAGAAUUGGUCCAGAGACUAGACAUCCUCAUCGCUGAGCAGCGCAACUUCAGAAUCCUCACCCGUAACGAGGACAAGAAGUUGGCUGCUGGCCAGGCAAUCGAGCCUCUUCAGAAAGCGGUCCCUGGGUGUGGACAAGCGCUUGCUCUUCAAUUGGCUCCCCCGGAUUUCGUUGAAUCCUUCAAUAGCCUGUAUCCUAUUGAAACCCCUGCAGGUGCCGUAGGCCCAACGCCUGCCGACUUGCCAGGUGACUUGUUCAUGUUAGCGCUUGACCAUGGAGAAAUUCUGAGCACUUCGGCAUCAUAG
This is a messenger RNA of Cyclocybe aegerita, 480 nucleotides long. Lineage: Eukaryota; Fungi; Basidiomycota; Agaricomycetes; Agaricales; Hemipholiotaceae. The record is from the annotation of a GenBank genome assembly.